Molecule: messenger RNA, 1593 nt
Organism: Penicillium daleae
Lineage: Eukaryota; Fungi; Ascomycota; Eurotiomycetes; Eurotiales; Aspergillaceae
Product: OTU domain-containing protein
Exons: 3
Coding region: 1-1593 (530 amino acids)
Biological process (GO): protein deubiquitination
Molecular function (GO): cysteine-type deubiquitinase activity
Source: RefSeq, a predicted model, not a curated record
AUGUCUACCCUCACACACGGUGGCAGAAUCGUGCCCAUACUUACGACACACGGCCACCAAUUCCUCAAUUCCACAGCACCCAACCGUUGUUCACCCUCAUCGUUCCAGGCGCCGCUGCUGGCACAGCGGACGCAUUCAAUCAUGGAUCGUGAUGACAGUGUUGAUCCCUCUAACUGGGAGGAAUAUCUCCAGAUGCCGAGCCUGAAGGAACGCGGGCUGUUUGCAUAUCCAACUAAAGGCGAUGGAAACUGCAUGUAUUACUCCCUUUCCGACCAACUUUACGGAGAUUUCGAACAUGGCCAUGAGAUUCGGCAGGCCCUCGCCGACCAAAUGACCAAGAACAAGGAGUACUUCGUUCAGUUUGUCGUGGUGGAAGGCGGCGAGCGUCGCCGCACGAAGCGGGCAGCUGCAUCGGCCUACGGAACUCGUUCGGCUGAACUGGCCGUGCCAUCAGAGGAAGAAACUGAACGCCGGUUUGCUGAAUGGGUGGCCACUACCCGCAAGAAUGGCGAAUGGGGAGGUUCGGAGCAACUCCAGGCUUUUUGCCAGGUGUACAUGGUCGAUAUCAACGUCUACACCUUGGAGGGCGUUCAGACUUUCCGAGAUGUGAACGCUCCAUAUGAUGAACCCCGAGACGUGGUUCAUGUUGCGUUUCACAACUUCCGGCACUAUUCGUCCGUGCGACCACUAACCGGCACCCACAAGGGCCUGCUUGCUGUGGCACAACCGCAAGCCCUUGAGCGGGCUUCCUCGGAGGCUAAAGAGGAAAUGAAAGAAACCCUCAUUCCUCAUUCAGAAGAUCAGGCCCUCGACGUCAAGCCUAUCACACCUCCCUCAACCUCCUCACCAUCCCCCGACUCGAAGAAGGAAGAAUCUCUCAUUCCUGAUUCAAAAGACCAGGCUUCUGAAUCCAAACUGAUGACGCCUCCUUUGUCAUCCUCCCCAUCUUCUGAGUCGGAGAAGGUUGAGAAAGUUGAAACUGAGACCUCAGUUUCCGAUCACGGGCCAUCUCCUAGUGAUCUUACAACCAAGGCCGCCGACGUGGCCGUGGACGUCUUUCCGCCCUGGGACAUCAAGACGAUCCAGGACGGCCUAGGAGGGCGCUACGAUCGUAUUACUAUCGUCAAAAUGCUCGAAAAAUGUCGCGGCGAUAUCGACCGAGCAUUUGCCGCUCUCCUCGGCGAAAAGGACGAGGUACCCUCAGAAAAGGUGUCGAUUCCAGGGCCCAAUUUCAAGCCCAAUCUCCAGGCGUCACGGGAGUCCUCCCCGUACAGCGUCGGUAGCAAGCGUUCUGCCGACGACAGUGAUGAGUCCGAUGGGCAAGCCCCGACUGCCCGACGGACUCGCAACAAGAAGCGCAUGGUUUCAAAUCUGACCCUGGGCGUUGGGAUUUCCUUCCGAGAUGACCAAAAUGAGUUCGUCUCGCUCAACUUGCAUGUGGAACCAGGCGCUAAAGGAGCAGGGAGUGCGAACAAGGUCGAAAAGGCCGAAGCCGCCCAGAUAGAGGACAAGGCCAGCCCAAAUCAACCGGUGGCAGCCACACCUAAAGGUCCUCGGCGCAGUGGCCGCCUUUCAAAGCCUCGAGCGGCUUGA